AGCUGGUUUCCAUCAAAUAUUUCUCUCUGUCGUCUCUCUCUCUCUCUCUCACUGUAUGGGAAUCAUCAUGAUCUUUGUCGGUGGACUUCCUUUCCCUUCCGAAUCAUCUUCAUCGCCUCAGCCUCAGGGAUGGGACACCCUCCAAGCUUUGUUGGAUCACCCGUUUUUGGAAUCUGCCUCCAGUACGUUCAAGGCCAUCCCGGAGAGGAAGUUCUCGGUGCCCCAAGAAUCAGAAUCAGAGAGGAGAUGGGUUUAUCUCUUCCAAAGAGAAUAUGCAACUGUUGAUCCUGCAUAUGUCGAUUUUGUUGGCACUGAUGAAGCAACAACCUGUAUGGGUCUUGCCAUCCGUAACCCGGAAACUGGAAUGACGUCCGUUGCCCAUUUAGACUCUCCAAAAGUUGUGGAUAUGGGUCUCUCCCAGAUGGUGUCACUACUAGUUCAACCCAAUAAGGACGUGGAGUUGGAUGUGCAUCUAGUUGGUGGUUUUGAAGAUGUUUCACCUAAUCAUGGUAACUGUAAUACUAGAUCAGAAAAUCAGGCAAACUUGGAUGGUUAUUCCUUUCCUUUAGCUGCCAAAAUUGUUGAAACAUUAUGCAAGAGCCGGGAGAGAUUUCAUAUUCGAACUCUAUGCAUUCUUCGGCAUAACACCAGAAGGGAUCCCGAGGGAAAUGCAUACCCAAUUUUCAACGGGUUCAUGGUAAGCACUUCCACGGGAUCUAUUAUUCCUGCCAGCUUUGACGAAACCUCAAGAUGUCCUGCUGAAAUUGUCAGGAGAAUUAGAGUUUCUGCAUCUUAUGAGGACUCUAGAUGGAAAGGAAGGUUAUUGGAAACAUAUGAAACUCAAACUGAUCUUUUCAAAAUAGCUCCAUGCUGCUGGAGCCUAUAUCAGUUGCAUAUUGCGUUGUCCCUACAAAAUUAUUCAGAUUCGGAAAUCCUCCUUAUGUGUUCUACUUCACCCUCUGCUGAGGCACCGGAUUUUGUGAAAAAUCUUAGAAGGGUGUGGGACUACUUGAUUGAGUACCCAGAUUGGAGAGAAACCUUUCCUAUGGAGCAGCCACGCGUAUUUCAGAGGACUGCUGAGGGAGGCUGGAAAGCCAAAAGGUGCUGAUACAUUGAAGCUUGUUGGUUGUUACUCAACUUGACAACCAUUUCAGUUUCAGCUGCUUAAUUAAGUUCCAUUCCUCAUCUGGGUCUAUACGGACAGAAAUACAAAUUCUUUUACUCGUAACUGGCAAAUAAGACCCUUAUAAAAAAAAAAAACUGGCAAAUAAGCCCAUUUUUCAAUUGUGAAAAUAAAAUUAUAAAACGAGUUUUUAUCACCAAUGGUGUCUAAAUUCUUUUA
Messenger RNA from Rosa chinensis, 1342 nucleotides. RefSeq names its product protein N-terminal asparagine amidohydrolase. Gene Ontology annotation, biological process: ubiquitin-dependent protein catabolic process. Gene Ontology annotation, cellular component: nucleus. The record is from RefSeq and is a predicted model, not a curated record. NCBI's taxonomy places the organism in Eukaryota, Viridiplantae, Streptophyta, Magnoliopsida, Rosales, Rosaceae. Gene Ontology annotation, molecular function: protein-N-terminal asparagine amidohydrolase activity. The transcript is spliced from 9 exons. The coding region runs from base 56 to 1108 and encodes 350 amino acids.